This is a messenger RNA of Syngnathus acus (greater pipefish), 2168 nucleotides long. Its product is annotated as CDKN2A interacting protein. The coding region runs from base 299 to 1210 and encodes 303 amino acids. Lineage: Eukaryota; Metazoa; Chordata; Actinopteri; Syngnathiformes; Syngnathidae. The record is from RefSeq and is a predicted model, not a curated record. The transcript has 4 exons. Gene Ontology annotation, cellular component: nucleoplasm; nucleolus.
GGUAAACGGAAGCUUCCUGUCGUACGUCAUCAGUCGGUCAUGCAGUAGCUACUAGCAACAACUCGCAGCAGAAAAAGCUUGGUAAUUCGAUAUAAUAAGUUGAAAAGAUGAUGUUACCAAAGUCUUAAUGUUACUAGACGUGUAUAGGUCGUGAUUAAUGUCACUAUCGUUAAUAAGCACUGCUCAUAAUACUCCGCUUGUCAUCAUUGUGUAACGUUACCAGUUUAUAUGAGUCCAGAAGUUGUCUCAAAUACAUCAACGAAUUAAUCAUUUAAAAGUGGUUUGUUAAAUCGCAGGCAUGGCGAAGGUGACGACGGACGACACAGUUUCGGAGUACCUGGCCCAGAACCGGGAGGUGGCCGAGUGGGUCGACACUUUGAGGGGCUACUGCGAAAACAACAAACAGUGGUUUGCCCGCAGAGAGUUCAUCCUAAAAAACAUGGACGCAUACCCUACAGUGAAACCAGGUGUCUCCAACAGUAGUCUGGACAGGCUGCUGUCUCUCUCCAUGGUUUGGGCGAACCAUGUUUUCCUCGGCUGCAGCUAUCCAGAAGUUGUCAUGCUCAAGAUUAAAGAUAUGGCUGAAGGAAUAACUGUUCCAGAUCGUCCAGUUCAUACUACACGCAAGGAAAAGUUCGGUGCGCCAUUUGGAGCGCCCGACGAAAGCUGUGCCAAACGAUCCAGAUACGCUCUUAAUGAGCCCGACGGUCGACUGGCCGGGAAAACAUCGGCACAAUCUAUGAGUCAGAAAUCGGGGCCGUCCUCGCAGGCACCGGCGGAGCACCAGCCUUUCUUCAACCGCCUCUACAAGGCUGUGGCCUGGAAGUUGGUUUCGGCGGGGGGGUUCGGCCCCAACCUUGACCAUUUUGAAAUACUUUGUAGCUGUGUGGAGUCAUGUAAGGAGACCUUGACGUGCGUCUUUGUGCCGCUGAAGGACAUUGUCGGCCUGCCCACAGCUCGCACGCAGAAGGAAGGCCACGUGUGCGAGAUUCGCUGUCAGACCGUCUACAUGGGCACGGGCUACGGGCGCGACGAACCCGCCGCCCGAGCCAUGGCUUCCAAAGAGGCGCUGAAAGUCUUUCAAGGCAGAAAAGUGACAGUAAAGAUCGCCAGACGGCGGUAUAAAGGGAGGGAUGUGGAGGAUUUGUUGUUGCUGGAUGAGCAGCCUCGGAGUCAGGGCUUCCCCCCCGCGCUCAGCUACCCUUUUUAGUACGACUGUGCGGGAGAUGCGGACCGACUUGUGAUUUUGGGGGCCUGCUGUAAUGACACAUUGGCGUCUACUGGAUGGAGCACUGAAGAAUGACACUUUGGUUUGUGGACCACAGCCUUGUGCACUUGAUGCCAGUUCGAAUCGCAUCAACAGCGGCAAGUUUUGUUAUGCACUUUUUUGAACCAGGCCAUUCUCACCAGUUCAGAGCCGUCCUUUGUUCAAGUUACCAGGGAAAAUAAUUUGCCUUUGCCAUCCUCACAUUAGCGGCUUUACUUUCCACACAGGCCAGCAACUAAUAUUUAUGUUCAAAUCUAUUGUAAGGAUUAUGGCAUUUUCUUUUUUUUCCCCCCCCCCAUCUCCGUUUGCUUCGUAUUUAAAAAAAAAAAAAGCAUCAGGCUGAAGUGAAAUCUUAAAAAAUGCUAGUUCUUAUUAUGUUAUCCUGGUCACUCUUUCCCUUUUCCCAUGAAUUGUACUUUCAGUCUUUUUCUUUAAGGUAACUCUUGUUGCUCUUCAUUGACUUUUGACUGUUAGAUAUCAGAUAUUAAUAUUUGCCUCACACUACCCAUGGUUUUGGUUUUCCAUGGGUUACAGCGGAGUUCAUAUUAUUUGCUAAAAUCGUUGUAUGUGUGACAAAACCUCAAACAUACCGCUUGCUUAUAGCAUGCUGUCAUUGUUGUAAUACUGCCCAGAGCUGAGGGAAGUAUUUCUUUAAAUUGGAAACCAUGCAUUUCCUUGACUACUGUAACUUGUUUCCAUUUGAUUCUAUUAAGUUAGGAUGUGAAUAAUUGGGUAGGAUCAAUGCUGCUCUGCUUUGUGAUUUGUGUUUGUUCAGUCAGGACCGACAAUGAAAUGCAGGUUUGGAGUGAAACGAUAAUUCUUCUCACCUCCUUUUGUUACCCUAACUUUAUUGCAGUGCUUAAAAGUUUUCAUUUUGAAUAAACGUUUUAAGUCAACCCAA